AUGUACUGCUGGCGCUUAUAUAGCGUGCCUAAGCGCGGUCAUGCGGAGCCGAAGCGCUACCGAGGCGCUCAAGCGCGGGAACGCGCGCGCAUAUACAUCGUGAAGCGCGGGAAAGUUGCGCCUUGUAUAGGGAUAGCUGCGGGUAGUGCACGGAGUGACACUACAAACACUUGGGAGACAGAUCCUUGGGAGCCAACACUCGGCGAUGAUUUGGCAUUCAACGAGGUGGAGUCUCGACCCGUCACAGUGGGCAAGGUACCAGCGAAACGUUAUGUGAACUCGGACGCACCUUUGCAUGAAUGGAUGGGGCUCGGCACGCAUACCAGAUUCCAUGAAGAAUAUCUUCUAGAAGAGCUACGUCUGGAGGGUUGUGGUACCUUGGCGAUGACGCCGUGCUCAUGCAGUGAUAUCGACAAUGACAUACAAGAACGACUAUAUCGCUGCGAAGAUUGCUAUGGACCGGAUAUUUUGUGCAAGUAUUGUUGUUUAUCAAGGCACGCACAUCAUCCUUUACAUAUUAUUAAGAAAUGGAAUGGGACUUAUUUUGAGCGCACUGCCUUGGCUGACAUAGGGUUGAGAGUUCAACUCGGACACGAAGGAAUGCCAUGUUUGUGUCCGCAAAGAGGGCAUAACUCCUUCGUCGUUAUUCACACCAAUGGAAUCCACCGUGUAAACAUUGAUUUUUGUGGCUGCCAUCAGCAAGUCUCUCAUCGCCAGCAACUGUUACGUUGCGAGUGGUAUCCAGCUACCUUAUAUUAUCCUCAAAGUGCCUGCACAAAACGGGUUUUGGAGUUCUUCCUCAUUCUGACAUGGUCAAGCAAAAGUCGGUAUAAAGAAUUCAUGCAGAUGGUUCGUCAGUUUCGGCACAUUAAGUUGAUGAAGCAAGCCGGCCGCGGCAAUGUAAUGGGUGGCAUCUACGAGACUCAGCCUGGCGCAUUAGCUGUAAAAUGUCCUGCUUGUCCACACCCUGGCAUAAACUUGCCGGAGGACUGGAACAAGGUGGAUGAAUCAAUGAAAUUUCUGUAUUAUUUAAUUAUCGCUAUGGAUGCCAACUUCCGCCUCAAGAACAGGGCUCGAUCUUCUACAAAUGCUGAUCCUGGGCUGCACACAGGUCUGGCGUACUUCGUUCCUGAAAAACCUUAUGUGGAGCACAUACUCAGGAACGCAAGUCAAACCGAUAUUAGCACUUGUUCAGGCUUUAGGACAUUGGCGCACACUGAAUCUAAGUAUUCGAGUGGGUUGCGAGCGACUGGCAUUGGCUUAUGUCUUUGUGCACGCCAUGAAUUUGUUCGACUUCAAGGAGUUGGAGACCUUCAAAAGGGUGAAAGAUACGCUAACAUGGAUUUCAUUUUCUUCUCGUCCAUCAUGCCUCUCCUCCUUCUCUCCGUCGUCAUCUCUUACGAUAUCGCUUGCCAGUGGAAAAUCAACCUUACAAAGAGAAUGGAUGACCUUCCAGAACACCUUCAGAUUUCGGCAGCUGUCGCUCUUGCGGCAUUUAUGUUUGGAAUCCCUAAGUUUCACUGUCCUGCACACGAGGAAAAAUGUGCGAUCCCACAUUCGUUGAACCUCAUGCCAGGCGUAGGACGGACUGAUGGUGAGGGAAUUGAGCACAAUUGGGCAGAGAUGAAUCGUGUUGCGAACAGCACGAAAGAAAUGGGCCCCGGUUCUCGACACGAUGUCCUCGACGACCAUUUCGGAUAUCACAACUGGAGUAAAUAUACUGAACUAGGACUCUCGCUAUGGAGAAAACUUCUGAAUGCCGUCAAGGAGCAUGCUCAUCACCAGUCCUUUUUGCGUGACUUUGAUGAAGUGAUUGGUGAUACCCAUCAAGGAGAAUGGACUGCAAUGAUCGAGGCUUGGGAACGCGAUAAAUCAAAUCCGAACCCAUACGUGCUCAGCAGAAUUAAUCUUUCAGAGGCUCAAGUACGUAUUAAUCUUGCGAAUGAGGAGAAGAUUGCUAUCAGUAAUGGGCAUGUACUUCCGCAUGAAGUGACUCCCAGUUCUUUCAUGAAUAUGGCCCUGGUUCUUGAAGAUGCUCAGCAACGAAUCAAGGUUGAUGUCACAUCAUCUCUCAGCACGAAUCAAUACGCUGAACUUCACCAACGUCGGGUCACGCUACGACGACAGCUAGACCGCUUCCGCAUCAUACAGCGGGUAUAUAUGGCAGGUAUCGAAAAGUGGAUUGAAGAACAUGAUGGGGACUUGUCUGAUGACAUCGAGGACGAACAUCUCUGGCUACCAUCAACACUCCCUGAAAGUGAUCGAGAAGAAAUUUGUAGGAACAAUAUUGCUCGCAUUGAGGCCGAGCUUCGCAAAGGGCAGUGUCGUGAUGCACUCGAUAAGCUCCGCAAGCAAUUACAUACUAAAUCUCAUUUCAUUAAGCACCGCAAUCUCGAUUUACGUGGACAACAAGCGAACACUCGCGCGACUUCCUUUCUCGCUCGCUUCGACAGCAAAAUCAACGCUGCUGCUGCAAAAUAUCGUGUCGCUUGGUCAGCAUUGCUCGAACUGGUUGGGAUCAGUGAGCUGGAGAGGGAGAAGGAAUUUCAAUGUUUAGAGGUGAAGGAUAUUGUGGCACCCGUCGACACAAUGUCAGGUGUCAGGAGUACUACUGGAAUGCGCGGAAGGACAAGGUCCGAGCAAGACACAUUUCGUGGAUUAGGGCAAGGCUAUCAGACGACAUCGUGGAUUUGGCUGGCUUCAGGAGUUCGGGAUGAUGAAGUUGAUGGGGGUCUGAAUGAUGUGUUGCGUGUAGAAUGGGGCAAGUCUCGUGUGCGUGCACAACGGUGGAAUGAAGAAGUGUAUCUUCUCAAGGAGGAAAUGCGGCGAACACAACAAUUUCUCACAUGGUGUGCAAAAGAGUGGGAAUCUGAUGCACAAAUCGUGGCUGGCGCUGCCGCAUAUGCGAACAGGCAGGUGGCAAUUCAGCACGCAUUACUGGCUCAUUUCACUGUUCUCUGGGGCGCUGGAGUUAGCGCGAAUGACACAGCCGGUGAGGAUGAAAUGACCACAUAUUUCGCUGAAAAUGAGGAUGAUUUUGACAACGAUGAGGGGUAG
This is a messenger RNA of Suillus fuscotomentosus, 3057 nucleotides long. RefSeq lists its product as uncharacterized. The transcript has 14 exons. The coding region runs from base 1 to 3057 and encodes 1018 amino acids. The record is from RefSeq and is a predicted model, not a curated record. NCBI's taxonomy places the organism in Eukaryota, Fungi, Basidiomycota, Agaricomycetes, Boletales, Suillaceae.